GGAGCAGCCCGGGGCGGCGCGUGGGCUCCGUUCCUCCGGCGCGGCGUGGGCGAGGGGAGCUGCGCUCCGAGCGCACCCAGGCACCCGACGCCGCCCGGGUCUGUGCCGCUGCUAGUGCCAGGCGGGCGACGAGCGGCGGUGAUGAAGAUAAAAUUGAACAUUUACAACAUGCAGUUGCUGCUUUUUGUUUUCUUGGUGUGGGACCCUGCCAGGUUGGUGCUGGCUAACAUCCAAGAAGAUGAGGCUAAAAAUAACAUUACCAUCUUUACAAGAAUUCUUGACAGACUUCUGGAUGGUUACGAUAAUCGGCUUAGACCAGGACUGGGAGACAGUAUUACUGAAGUCUUCACUAACAUCUACGUGACCAGUUUUGGCCCUGUCUCAGAUACAGAUAUGGAAUAUACAAUUGAUGUUUUCUUUCGACAAAAAUGGAAAGAUGAACGUUUAAAAUUUAAAGGUCCUAUGAACAUCCUUCGGCUAAACAAUUUAAUGGCUAGCAAAAUCUGGACUCCAGAUACCUUUUUUCACAACGGGAAAAAAUCAGUAGCUCAUAAUAUGACAAUGCCAAAUAAGUUACUUCGAAUUCAGGAUGAUGGGACUCUGCUGUAUACAAUGAGGCUUACAGUUCAAGCUGAAUGCCCAAUGCACUUGGAGGAUUUCCCAAUGGAUGCUCAUUCAUGUCCUCUGAAAUUUGGCAGUUAUGCAUAUACAACUUCAGAGGUCACUUAUAUUUGGACUUACAAUGCAUCUGAUUCAGUACAGGUUGCUCCUGAUGGCUCUAGGUUAAAUCAAUAUGAUCUGCUGGGCCAAUCAAUUGGAAAGGAGACAAUUAAAUCUAGUACAGGUGAAUACACUGUAAUGACAGCUCAUUUCCACUUGAAAAGAAAAAUUGGGUAUUUUGUGAUUCAGACAUAUCUGCCUUGCAUCAUGACUGUCAUUCUCUCCCAAGUUUCAUUCUGGCUUAACAGAGAAUCUGUGCCUGCAAGAACUGUGUUUGGAGUAACAACUGUCCUAACAAUGACAACUCUAAGCAUCAGUGCUCGGAAUUCUCUCCCCAAAGUGGCUUAUGCGACUGCCAUGGACUGGUUUAUUGCUGUUUGUUAUGCAUUUGUGUUCUCUGCCCUAAUUGAAUUUGCAACUGUUAAUUACUUCACCAAAAGAGGAUGGGCUUGGGAUGGGAAGAGUGUAGUAAAUGACAAGGUAAGUGAGAGCUUCCGUGUUAUCAUUAUUAAGAAAAUACCCUAAUGAAUUCAGCUUGUAACAGAUAUGUUUCUAAAAAUUGACAUUAAAGACAUCCAUAUAUCUAUGAAUUUAAAUCACAUCAAUUUCUUUUAAAGUGUUCUCGCCUGAAAUCCUUUAGGAGCGCUUGUAGUAGUAAUACUUCCAUUAAAACCACUCCAUAGCAUCUGUUGAGCUGUAUGUGUCAGGCACUGUGCUAAGUGUUUUACCUAUGCUCUCUCACAUAAUCUUUAUAGCAUCUUUAUGACUAGACUGCCUUCUUAUUCUCAUUUUUACUCAUGAAGAGUCUGAAACAGUAAAGCUAUUUACUUGCCCAAGCUUACACAAAUUGUUAGUAAAUAUACUUGAACCCCGAUAUACCUGUCUGACUGUGAAGUUCGUGGUUUUAACACCACACUGGAUUAUUAUAAAGAGAUUGGAAAAAGAAAAUGGACAUUAGUUUUACUUAUUAUAGAAUUCCAGGCUCUGUCUAUGAAUUGAGUCCUCUUCACCUAUUCCAAUCUCUGUUGAUUGAUUGUAAAAGCCCAUGUAGCAUUUUUUAAAAAUUUUUUCCCAUGUUGUAUGGAAUAAAUACGUCAGUACUGAAAUGCCUAGGAAUUUUAAAUUCCUCAUGUGGUCUAAAGGGGAAAAGUUAUUUGUUUUUAAGAUUAACUUCUUUUGAGAUUAUUGCUGUCCAUAUUCAGUUUUCAAGUACUGAAUCUAAUUAGAGAUUUGUGCAUUGAUAUAACAGCUGUUUCCUUUCAUACUCUGUAGAUUAUGUAUCUGCCUUAACAGGAGGCUUAGAAUGUAUCAUAAUCAUCUAUAUUCUUAAUAAUGGUAAAAUGUUGUAUUCAGAGAAUUUCUUUAACAUUGUAUCAACCUAAAUGCUUCUUUUAUUAAAUUUGGAUUAACCUACUUGCAGAUUUGAUUUCUUUUCCAGUUAUUUGAAUAUAUUUUUUCAUUUCUAUGACAAUAUUACAGUUAAAAUAUAUAAGCAGUAAAUAUUAUAGUUUAAAAGUCUUGGUCUUUUUCCUUAAUUUUCUAAGCCAUAGAAAUUUUAAUAAGGCUGAUGGUUUAUUUCAUUUUAUAAGUUGUAUUUUCCCUACUAACAGAGCCAACAAAUAAAUAUUAAAAGGAA
This is a messenger RNA of Rhinopithecus roxellana (golden snub-nosed monkey), 2356 nucleotides long. It is a transcript of the gene GABRA2, whose product is annotated as gamma-aminobutyric acid type A receptor alpha2 subunit. The transcript is spliced from 9 exons. Gene Ontology annotation, cellular component: dendrite membrane; synapse; GABA-A receptor complex. The coding region runs from base 142 to 1245 and encodes 367 amino acids. Gene Ontology annotation, biological process: signal transduction; regulation of postsynaptic membrane potential; chloride transport. The record is from RefSeq and is a predicted model, not a curated record. Lineage: Eukaryota; Metazoa; Chordata; Mammalia; Primates; Cercopithecidae. Gene Ontology annotation, molecular function: GABA-A receptor activity; inhibitory extracellular ligand-gated monoatomic ion channel activity; GABA-gated chloride ion channel activity.